GGCAGAAGCAGCCAGAGCUACAGGCAGCCAGAGACUGAGUGUGGAGGACAGCCAGACAGAGCGUGGGAGGGGAAGGCUCAGGACAGACGGAGCAGCAAGGGCAGACAGACUGAGAAGGCCAGGGGGAGCAGGAAGACUCGUGCAGUGCCCAGGCAGGGUGGUGCAUGGCCCGGGAUGGUACCAGAGGGGAGCGCCGGCCCCUGCUGGGGCAGGAAGAGGCCCCGGCCGGGGGCUUAUGGGAUGCCUUCGAGGGCCGGAAGGCGGCCUGCGCGGCCGUGCUACUGGUGGAGAUCCUGGAGCGGGCGGCUUUCUUCGGCAUCGUCUCCAAUCUUGUCCUCUACCUCAACAGCAGCAACUUCAAUUGGGGGGGGUUGCAGGCCUCGCGGGCUGCCCUGCUCUUCCUGGGUGCCUCCUACCUGCUCUCGCCCAUCGGGGGCUGGCUGGCUGACGUCUACCUGGGCCGCUACUGGACCAUCACGCUAAGCUUCCUGCUCUACCUGGUGUCGGCCUGCCUGCUGCCCGCCACGGCCUCGUCGGAUGGGCGACUCUUUCUGUGCGGGGACAUGCCAGUCUACCAGCUGCAGCAUCCCUGCCAGAACCAGAGUGGGGAGUGCCAGCAGUCAGCACCCGGCCACUACUGCGCCCCUCUGAUGUACACUGGCCUGCUGCUGCUGGCACUGGGCAUCAGCUCCGUCAAGGCCAACCUCACCCCCUUUGGCGCCGACCAGGUGACGGACCGUGGCCGCGAUGCCACACGGCGCUUCUUCAACUGGUUCUACUGGAGCAUUAACAUUGGGGCGGUGAUCUCGCUGCUUGUGGUGGCCUUCAUCCAGCAAAAUGUCAACUUCCUCAUCGGCUACACCAUCCCUGCGGCCUGCGUGGCCCUGGCCCUCCUUGUCUUCCUCCUGGCUGCCCCCACCUUCGUCACCAAGCCCCCCGCGGGCAGUCAGGUCUCUGCCAUGCUCAGGCUGGCCUUCCGGGGCAGCUGCUGCAGCCGAGUGCGCCGUAUCAGGCCGGGCACUCUCCAAUCAGAAGCCCAGGGCACAGAUCUUCUCCCUGAUGGCAAAUCUCAGCCCCGGAUUCCUUCGCCCGAGGAGGAUCUUGCCAACUUCCAAGUGAUGGCCAAGAUCCUGCCGGUGCUACUGACCUUCAUUCCCUACUGGAUGGUCUAUUUCCAGGGCCAGCCACCUGGAACAGGGACCAUGUCCAUUCCUUCGAAAGAUUUCCUCCUGAUUUUCUUCCUCUUUGGUUCACCAAUGCUAAAGAACGAUAGUCACUGGCUGCUGAUGCAGUCGACUUACUAUCUGCAAGGCCUGCACCUCUUCAUCCCCAACAUUUUCCAGCACAACAGCACGGGCAGUGGUGCGGGCAGCAGCUACACGUUCCCUGAUGCCUGGCUCCUGUUAGCCAAUGUGGUGGUCCUGCUAGUUCUGGUCCCGCUGAAGGAUCGAGUCAUUGACCCGUUCCUGGUGAGACGGAAGCUGCUGCCCUCGGCGCUGAAGAGGAUGGCUCUGGGCAUGUUCUUUGGCCUCGCCUCUAUCAUUGUGGCAGGCGCCCUGGAGACCAAGAGGCUGCAGUAUGUGAAGAACAACCAGACCAUCUUGCAGCACAUCGGAGAGGAUGUGUACUCUGCCGCCACACUGCCCAUCUGGUGGCAGAUUCCCCAGUACCUUCUCAUUGGCAUCAGUGAAAUCUUCGCCAGCAUUCCAGGGCUGGAAUUUGCCUACUCAGAGGCCCCCAAGUCCAUGCAGGGAGCCAUCAUGGGGCUCUUUUUCUUCAUUUCUGGCGUGGGCUCGCUCCUGGGCUCUGGGCUGCUGACUCUCCUUUCAGUGCCGGAGCAUGGCUGGAUGAACUGCCCCAAGGACUUUGGGAACAUUAACAAUUGCCACAUGGACUAUUACUUCUUCCUCCUGGCUGGGAUCCAGACUGUGACCUGCGUGCUCUUCUUCUGGAUCUCUGGCCUCUACGAGAGGCAGCAGCAGCAGCCCAACUGCCGUGCCUGCGUCGGCCGCGAAGGGGACUGAGGGGACCCCGCCCCCCUCCAGCUGCCCCUUUCUGCUCAGUGACUUGCCUGCUCCCAUGCAGGACAGCUGGGUCAGCAAACCUCCCUGGAGAAGGGGUGGGAGGGAUGCCCCUAGUAGGGCACCAGGGACUCUCACCCAUAAGGCACCCACAGGAGGUAGGGACAGACUCAAGCGGGAGGGGGAUGCCCUAAGGGGCAGCGCCUCCUCAUGGCUCACUUGGGGGCUUGUCGGAGACCCUUGAGAAACAUUGUCCUGCCUCCUUGGCUACCCCCAGGCUCUAAGAUCCACCCUCCAGUCCCCAGAAUUCCUAAGGAUGCCCUCUCUUGCCUGGGUUUUGCUAUCCAGCAGUGUCCUGAUAUGGCUGAUCUCCUGGGACGGGCACCAGUAAGGGGUUAAAUCAACAGGCAGAAGGCACUGGAAAUGAGGGGUUGGGGGGCUGAUUCCCAGAGCCCAGGAGAGGGUGGAAGAUUUGCCCCAUCCUAUUCAAGGGAAAAAUCUCCUCCUCAACCCCUGCUAAUGUCAGGGCUCAACUGGGCAAAGGCUGGAUACAAUCUCAAAGAGUGGUAAACCUGCUGGCACCACUGGCGGAUGGGACCUCAGAACUGACACGAUCCGUGUUACUCUACGUAAUGCUAAAUGGGCUCUGAUGGGGAGAGGCCAGCGGUGGUGGCUUGUUCCUGGCUGUUCUCUGGGGGUUGGUCCAAGUGGAGGUGUUUGUAAAGAUGGAAUUUUAGAGCGGGGGGGGGGGGGGGUUAAUUU
This is a messenger RNA of Mauremys reevesii (Reeves's turtle), 2783 nucleotides long. It is a transcript of the gene SLC15A3, whose product is annotated as solute carrier family 15 member 3. NCBI's taxonomy places the organism in Eukaryota, Metazoa, Chordata, Testudines, Geoemydidae. The transcript is spliced from 9 exons. Bases 165 to 2024 code for a protein of 619 amino acids. Gene Ontology annotation, molecular function: transmembrane transporter activity. Gene Ontology annotation, cellular component: lysosomal membrane. Gene Ontology annotation, biological process: transmembrane transport. The record is from RefSeq and is a predicted model, not a curated record.